CGCCCUAACAAUGUCAUAAUUGUAAUAUCACAAUGUCACGUAAAAUGUCAUUAGCAAUGUCACAAUAUUGAUAUUGCAAUGUCACAUUGUCACUACAAAUGUUAUAAUAUCUUCAAUGAAAAGAAUGUUAUACUUUUACAACGGCACACAUUAAUAUUAAAAUGCCACAUGCCAGUGUAACUAUGUUAACAUAAUGUCACAAGACAAUGUCAUAGUAUUACAUGGAUUAUCGUCAAUGAAAUAAUGUCAUAAUGUUUUUGACAAUGUUAUAGUUUUCUUAUACAAUGUCACAAUUUCACUUUAUAUGUUUAUUCACGAGAAUCUACGAUGAGACGGCAGAAGUAGUUUUUUUCAAUAGUUCUCAAGUAGGAAAAAUAUCUCAUUGUGAUAAUGUGACAUAAAAUAUGACAUUUUUUAUAACAUUACAAUUAUAAAUAGGGAAAAUAACUUUAAAUAAUACCAACUAUCACUUAUAAACCAAUAAUAAUAUUAUGUACUUUCUGGAAAAUCAUUUUGAUAAGAUAAAUCUGCAGAAUAAAAUAAAAAAUAGAAAAUCAAAAAUAAUAAUUGAGAAUUGAAAAGUAAAACACCAACAAAAAGAAACGUGUAGCAGCAGAGCAUAGGAAGUCGAUAAUAAAAAAUACGUAGUAGCAGACUGCACCACUGGCUAUUUGUGUGCACUUGCUUCAUCUGGGAUGGAAUGCGCAAAAAUCUUACUGACAUAGUUUUGAUAGCCUUAGAAUUGUGAUCGAGGUGGGCGGAGGAUCUAGCGGUGCGUGGGAGGAAGACCAGGGGAAAUCUAGUGCAGGACGGCGGAGAUGUCGCCCACCGGAAGUUUUGCAGCAGUUAUAAUGAAGUUUCCGAUGAAGUUUGGAGGACCCAACAAUGAAGUUUCCGAUGCUAAUUUAGACGAUUGAAGUUCCGUAUUAGUUGCUGGGGCCACUUUUCCUGCAGAAAGCAUAGAUAGGGAUAAGGGAACUACCUAUCAUGCCGAGCUACGCACAUACGAAGACCGGUCUUGGCCAUCCCCUCAGCAGAUACCAACGAUUGCAGCUCCACACCUAUGUUGAAGGGCUCACCCCUUUUGCUUCAUUUUGAGGGCAUCCAAUGUACUCUUUUUCUCUCAUUAGGAUUUUUUCCAACUGGGUUUUUCCUAAUGAGGUUUUUAACGAGGCAUCUCCCCAUGGUGGACCAAAAGGUGUCGACCCUCGGCCCCCUAUUGAAGACAUGCAUUACUCUACUCUUUUUCACCUCAUUACACGUGUCUCAAGGAGUGGGGGACUGGAAGAGCGGGGGAUUUAGCGCCUCCGUUAAUCAAAGAAGCACAAAUUCAAAAUUUUUCACGAAGUUUACUCCAUUAGACGACGACAUAUCAGCACAUAACUCUUCCCUUUCACCUCGAGUACUCUCGACUCGGGAAGUGGGAGACUCCUGAUAGAGUAUAUGGACCUGGAACCUCGGUCUCAUGACUAUUGGGCCUGGACAGCGGCCCACACACGACUGUCAGAUGUCAUUUAUAUCCUUUGUAUUAUUGUAGAGUUCAUUUGUAUGUACUAGAUUAGUCUUUUAUGUAAUUGGGCCUAUCGGGCCCAAAUUAACGGCCGAGUCCAUUAUUUCGCUAUAUAUACUCCUUUUGGAGCUUGUAAACCCUAAUUUCAUAGAACCAAUAUUACAUAUUCAC
Cuscuta europaea is the source of this 1681-nucleotide messenger RNA. The record is from the annotation of a GenBank genome assembly. Lineage: Eukaryota; Viridiplantae; Streptophyta; Magnoliopsida; Solanales; Convolvulaceae.